Molecule: messenger RNA, 881 nt
Organism: Dissoconium aciculare CBS 342.82
Lineage: Eukaryota; Fungi; Ascomycota; Dothideomycetes; Mycosphaerellales; Dissoconiaceae
Exons: 1
Coding region: 148-606 (152 amino acids)
Source: RefSeq, a predicted model, not a curated record
GGCCUGAAUAGAGUUGAGCCCGGUACGCGCCACGCCCGAGGGGAGGGCAAGUAGCAACAUGGCUGAUGAAGCAAACGGAACUCCUUUCCUCCUUACUAUACAGCACAGUACCUCUUUCACCACACACAUGUGUUGCACUUGUAAUCUAUGUGCACAGUACUGUAUCUUAUCUGUCAAACCCGUCGAAACGGCGGCAGACGCGCAGAGUUUCAGCCCUUUGCCAACUCUUUCCCGUCUCCUCACCCUCUCUCCCUGGUAAAGCGGAGGGUUCUCUCUCUUACACACACACCCACGCACGCCUCGAUCCUCCUCAGGUAUUCUUGUAUUACUUUCUCUCUCAGCCUCGUCCUUCUCUUGGUGCCACCCACAGCACUACCUCUCACGCUCAUUAAUCAGUCGUUGAGAAUUGAGCCAGGCCUGGUGCCCCCAUCUGCCAAACCGUUUCGUUGCCCGUCGCAUCGACCCGUCAUUCUCUUGUCGAUUCUACACAUUCUCUUCCUGAGCCUUCUGCCGAGCUUGUCUUCUCUUGAAUUGACAAACCACAUUCAUUCAUUACUCACAAUCGACUCGCAAUCCUGCACACGUCUCGCCUUGCAUUGCCCGUGAAGCGAUGUUGUUGCAACAGACAGUGCCGCUUACGCUCCUUUAACGACACCAAAUAGACUGGCAAUCCACGACGCUCUUUGCAAUUGCUCUUGACCGAAUUCUCUUCUCGAUAUUCUUCUUGCUGCACCCUGUUGCGCAAUUGCUUCAUACGCUUUCCCGCUUCCUGAGGCCAAGCGACAGGAUCGUGCUUCUCCAAGUCUCCGUUCACGACACCAUAUCACGAAUCGAAUCUCACAAUUAUAAUAUCCUUAUCACCGAGAGCGAAAGGAAGCGGA